AUGGAGGGUUUGAAUGAGAAGAAGAGGGGGCGAUGUGAAUCGGAGGAGGCGGAGCUGGAGAUUUACUCGCCGGAGGUGAAGCGGCUCCGGGAGAAUCUCCUGGAUGGAUUUGACGACGAGGUCGAGUUCUGCGCCGCAGCUCAGGAUCUCGACUUGUUCAUGAAGAGCUUCGAGGAGGAAAUCAUCGCUUCUCCUUCCACCGCCGCCGCCGGCGAUGGGGAAGCUGUCGAAUUGGUCGAUCUCACGUCGGAUUCCGGCGAUUCGCGGCCGGAUCUAGGGUAUUUGUUGGAGGCGUCUGAUGAUGAGCUCGGGCUUCCGCCGACAGCGUCUUCUUCCUCUUCUUUGGAGGGUGAUGUGGUGACUGAGUUGGUCCGUGUUGAUUCUGACUCGUCUGAACUCGGGAUCGAGUUCUGGGAGGUUCCGGGUUACGACUCGUUCGAGUUCGGAUUCGGGGAGUCGGAGUCGAACUUUGGGAGCGGCAACGACGGUGAAUACGUGGCGAUAGACGGGUUGUUUGAUUACUCGGAUUUGGGUUUCGGGUCGGGUGAAUAUGGAUGGGCACCCGAAACAUUGCCGGCCCAGUAG
Molecule: messenger RNA, 585 nt
Organism: Salvia splendens (bonfire salvia)
Lineage: Eukaryota; Viridiplantae; Streptophyta; Magnoliopsida; Lamiales; Lamiaceae
Exons: 1
Coding region: 1-585 (194 amino acids)
Source: RefSeq, a predicted model, not a curated record